AUGAGAUCGACUCUUGCAGUUGCUGCAAUUGUAGCCACAGCAAAUGCCUUCGUGGCUCGAGAUACUACCAUAUGUUGCUUCAGCUUGUCGGCCACCGGAAGUGCUUCAGGUACUGUAGGACAAAUUGAUGAUGGUCAAACUCGUCUCGGUAGUGGUAUUCCGCCUGGACAGUUCUGUAUCGACUCUUCUGGAGCGAUCAAGGACGGAAACGGACGUGGAUGCUUUCUUACUCCACCCACUUCCCAACUACAGUGUGAUGUUGGAGCAACUCCAGCACCAGGAUUCUCCAUAGACUCGUCCGGAAAGUUUCAUUCCAACGGAACUGCGGACUUUGUUGCCUGUCAUUCAGGUCAAAGUGACCAACUGAAUAUCUACACAAAUCCACCUCCAGCGGAUGUGACUGGCUGUCAACAUAUCGAGCUACACGCCGAUAGAUGUCAAGGGCCAGGUGGACCACCAGCAUCACCACCCCAAGGAACACCAAGUGUUCCUCAAGGACCUCCUCCUGGAACACCACCUGUCUCGCCUCCAUCGCCAGUAUUACCUCCACCAAUUUCACCCCCGCAUGCACCACCUCCAGCAUCAAGCCCAACUCCUCCUCCACAGGCUCCUGCUCCCCCCGGAGGCCCUAGCCCAUGCGGACCUCAGGGGCCUCCUGUAGGUCCUCCUCCCGCAGGCCCUCCCGGAGGUCCAGGUAUUGGACAUGGAGGCACAACACCGCCAGCUGCACCCAACACUCCGACAGAAUCAGGAACAAGAACACCAAGCGCACCAGGAGGUGGCCCUACAGCACCGGGUCCUCCUCCUUUUGCCAACGCGAGCGCUCCAGCACCUACAGGAAACAGCACUGGCCCAACUGGAUCAGGUCCUAGCGGUAAAAUAUCACCAACAGGGGGGCCAUCUGGACUAGGCGGAUCUGCUCCAGGAGCCGGCGGUGGUUGCGGUGGAGGUAGUAACCAAGGAUGCGGUGGAGGACCAUCAGGCGGCGGCUGUGGCACAAAUCUCGUCAAUGGCAGCUUUGAAUUCCCUCAUCUUAUCGUCCCCAUCGACAGUUCAAACCCCAACAAAGCGGUCGGAACUACAUUCAAUGGUACAGUCACGUCGACAAUCUCGUCCAUCUUCAACUUUGACUUCCUCCCCAAUCUGGCAAACAAGCAGUGCUCUUUGGUCUUCCUAUUCCCAACACAGGAUCAGCUCGAGACUUCUGCAUUUAGCUUCAGUGGUAAUGGAGCCAUCUCGUUCUCGGAAUUACAAGCGCCGGCUGGUAGUUCGACAUCUUUCUCCAACGCGCCACAAGUCAAGGUUGAUUAUGGUGUGACGAAUGCGUCUCCGGGUCAUUCUUAUACUAUUGCAACUUUUGCAUGUCCGGCUGGCCAGACGGUUGGUUUUGAGUUGAAGAAUGCUGGAAGUACGAACUUAGAAUUCUUUGAGGACUUCAAUCCGGCUCCGAUCGGUCUUUUCAUCACUACAUGUUAGGUUGCUCAAUGAAGGCAUGGUACUAUCUACGGCAAAUCCUAUCUGUCUUCAACAAUUUCUCCUUUCAUUUUCAAUUUUUUUUUCUUUUUGAUUGACCGUAAUCAUGUUAUCUUUCCAUAUAUAAAUGUCUAGACAUUGUUUAUUCGAAAUGCAGGAGGGCAAAAGUUAAUUGAUGUUCGGAGUUGAUAGGAGGUGUAACAAUAGCAAUAUUUGUAAUAUUUUU
This is a messenger RNA of Talaromyces stipitatus ATCC 10500, 1699 nucleotides long. RefSeq lists its product as uncharacterized. The record is from RefSeq and is a predicted model, not a curated record. The coding region runs from base 1 to 1476 and encodes 491 amino acids. NCBI's taxonomy places the organism in Eukaryota, Fungi, Ascomycota, Eurotiomycetes, Eurotiales, Trichocomaceae. The transcript is spliced from 3 exons.